Messenger RNA from Lepisosteus oculatus (spotted gar), 6891 nucleotides. The record is from RefSeq and is a predicted model, not a curated record. Lineage: Eukaryota; Metazoa; Chordata; Actinopteri; Semionotiformes; Lepisosteidae.
UCACAGAGAGAGAGAGAGAGGGAGGGCUGGGAAGAGGCUUCAGCCAUAUUCUACACACUGCCGCUACCGGGCAAGUUGGAGCCGUUCAAAGGAAGAUAAAUAUCGUGAUCUUCAGAGGCCGGAAGGGGAGACCUAGAAUUCAUCCGCUUGCAAAGAUGUAUUCCGUUUUACGGUCAUGGGGAUAUCAUAGUUUGCAUUCUUAAAGCACUGCGGAUGGAAGGCGUGUGUUAGCUGAGCCUCGCUCGACGGGAAAAAAAACAACCUGAGACAUCCCCUCACCCCCCCCCGCCCCUUCCGAGUGGAAAGUAGAGAUUUGUUCAGGAUUAGAUCAAAUGGGACAAGCUGGGCCCGGAAUCCGAACGUAGAAGGACAUGGUGGCGACGGGAGCAGCCCAGGCCGGGGGAGAAGACCGCAGAAUCCCGUUUUAACAAAAUGUCGGGUUUAUUCUAGCUGAGGGAGUCUGGGAAUCGGCAGUGCACCUCGGCCAGAUAAAUCCUCUGCUUUUCGCUUGCAGAGGAGGCGGCAGCAGGGUCAUCCCCAUCCCCCGGCGCGCUUCCCGGUGGAAAUUUGUCGGGGGGGGUGCCCGAUUUUCUUGGAAAGGAGCGGAGGAGAGAGAAGGAGAAGGAGGAGGUGGGGAGGGAGAGAGGGGGGUUGCGCAGGCUGUUAUACCACCGCGGCGUUAGAAAAUGUCAGCGAAGGUGAGGCUGAAGAAGUUGGAGCAGCUGCUCCUGGACGGGCAUCAGAAGAACGACAGCGCCCUGAGCGUGGAGACCCUGCUGGACCUGCUGAUCUGCCUGCACAACGAGUGCAGCAGCUCGCCCCUGCGCCGCGAGAAGAACGUGUCCGAGUUUCUGGAAUGGGUGAAGCCGUUCACCACCGUCGUGAAGGAGAUGCGGCUGCACAGGGACGACUUCGAGAUGCUGAAGGUGAUCGGGCGAGGGGCCUUCGGCGAGGUGGCGGUGGUGAAGAUGAAGCACACGGAGCGGGUGUACGCCAUGAAGAUCCUGAACAAGUGGGAGAUGCUGAAGCGCGCGGAAACCGCCUGCUUUCGGGAAGAGAGGAAUGUUUUAGUGAAUGGAGACUGCCAGUGGAUUACAACGCUGCACUACGCCUUCCAGGAUGACAACUACUUGUAUCUCGUUAUGGACUACUACGUUGGAGGGGACCUAUUGACGUUACUCAGUAAGUUCGAAGACAGGCUUCCAGAAGAUAUGGCCAAGUUUUACCUGGCAGAGAUGGUCCUGGCUAUCCAUUCCAUUCACCAGCAGCAUUACGUCCACAGAGACAUAAAGCCAGACAACGUGUUACUGGAUAUGAACGGCCACAUUCGCCUGGCUGACUUUGGGUCUUGUUUGAAGAUGAUGGAAGAUGGGACUGUGCAGUCGUCGGUGGCGGUGGGCACCCCGGACUACAUCUCGCCCGAGAUCCUGCAGGCCAUGGAGGACGGCAUGGGCAAGUAUGGCCCGGAGUGCGACUGGUGGUCCUUGGGGGUCUGCAUGUACGAGAUGCUGUACGGGGAGACGCCCUUCUACGCCGAGUCUCUGGUGGAAACCUACGGCAAGAUCAUGAAUCACGAAGAGCGGUUCCAGUUCCCGUCUCACAUAACGGACGUGUCGGAGGACGCCAAGGACCUGAUCCAGCGCCUCAUCUGCAGCCGGGAGCGCCGGCUGGGCCAGAACGGCAUCGAGGAUUUCAAGAAGCACCCCUUCUUCAGCGGGAUCGAGUGGGACAACAUCCGCAGCACCGAGGCCCCCUACAUCCCUGACGUCAGCAGCCCCUCGGACACCUCCAACUUCGACGUGGACGACGACGUUCUGAAGAACCCGGACAUCGUGCCUCCAGUGUCCCACACCGGAUUCUCGGGGCUCCACCUGCCCUUCGUCGGCUUCACCUACACCACGGACAGCUGUUUCUCAGACCGCGGCUCUCUGAAGAGGGUGCUCCUCUCGGGCGGCCUGGACUCGGACGUUCAGCGGGACGUGGAGAACAGCCUGCAGGUGGAGGCCUACGAGAGGAGGAUCAAGAGGCUGGAGCAGGAGAAGCUGGAGCUCAGCCGCAAGCUGCAAGAAUCCACACAGGCGGUCCAGACCCUGCACGGCUCAGGGCGGGGAUUGGGAACAGCCAACCGGGACAAGGAGAUAAAGAAACUCAACGAGGAAAUUGAGCGGCUUAAGAAAAAAUUAGCAGACUCGGACAGGCUGGAGCACCAGCUGGAGGAGGCCGUGACUCUGCGGCAGGAAUACGAGACCUCGUCCACUAAGCUGAAGGCGCUCGAGAAGCAGGUCAGGGCACUCCGGCAGGAGAAAGAAGAAAUCCACAAGCAACUGGUGGAGUCUCUGGAGCGGCAGAAGUCGCAGACCAAGGAGCUGAAGGACGCGCACCAGCAGCGCAAGCUGGCCAUGCAGGAGUUCUCGGAGCUCAACGAGAGGAUGGCGGAGCUGCGCUCGCAGAAGCAGAAGCUGUCCCGCCAGCUCCGCGACAAGGAGGAGGAGAUGGAGGUGGUCAUGCAGAAAAUCGAAUCCAUGCGCCAGGAGAUCCGCAAAACGGAGAAGGCCCGCAAGGAGGUAACGCCGAAGAGCUCGUCGCGCUGGGUUGUCAGCUUACAGGUCAUGUCAGCACCCGAAAGGUUGACAUCGCUCUGCACCUUCGUGGACAAGCUGACGGCGCAGAACAGGCAGCUGGAGGACGAGCUGCAGGACCUGGCGGCCAAGAAGGAGAGCGUGGCUCACUGGGAGGCGCAGAUCGCGGAGAUCAUCCAGUGGGUCAGCGACGAGAAGGACGCCAGGGGUUACCUGCAGGCGCUGGCCUCCAAGAUGACGGAGGAACUGGAGUCGCUCCGGAACUCCAGCCUGGGAUCUCGACCCCUGGACCCCCUGUGGAAGGUGCGGCGAAGCCAGAAGCUGGACAUGUCCGCGAGGCUGGAGCUGCAGUCGGCCCUGGACGCCGAGAUCCGGGCCAAACAGCUGGUCCAGGAGGAGCUGCGCAAAGUGAAGGCGGCCAACAUCUCCCUGGAGAGCAAACUGAAGGAGUCCGAGGUCAAGAAUCGCGAGAUGGCGGAGCAGGUAGAUAACAUGAAGAGAGACCUGGAAGAGAGCAGGUCGCGCUCGGACAAAGGCUUAAAACUUCCUGACUUCCAGGAAUCUAUUUUUGAAUACUUCAACACCUCACCAUUUGCCCAGGACUUAACAUUUAGAGACUCUGUCUCUUCCUCGUCUGCGUCCUCUCUGCUAGCGUUUUGGGAUGAAACCAGCUCUGUCGGUGAGCUCGACACCACGCUCCAGAAAGCCGAUGCCUCCUCUUCGCCUGCUCUGGCGGCAGAACAAGAUGAGCCAGCGAAGCCCCAGCCGGCUGCUCCAGCUGCUACUUCUCCGGCGUACCAGUCAUCACACCUGACGGCACCCAAGCCUAAGGCUCAUCAGCUCAGCAUCAAAACCUUCUCCAGCCCCGCGCAGUGCACGCACUGCACCUCCCUGAUGGUCGGACUGAUCCGCCAGGGCUACGCCUGUGAGGUCUGCUCCUUCAUCUGCCACGUGACCUGCAAGGACCACGCCCCCCAGGUGUGCCCCAUCCCCCCGGAGCAGGCCAAGAGACCGCUGGGCAUCGAUGUGCAGAGGGGCAUCGGCACGGCGUACAAAGGCUUUGUCAGGAUCCCCAAGCCAACAGGCGUGAAGAAAGGCUGGCAGCGGGCAUACGCCGUGGUCUGUGACUGCAAGCUGUUCCUGUACGACGUGCCCGAGGGGAAGUCCACGCAGCCGGGCGUGGUCGCUAGCCAAGUGCUCGAUCUGAGAGAUGAAGAGUUUUCUGUGAGCUCUGUCCUGGCCUCUGACGUGAUUCAUGCAACCCGGAAGGAUGUACCCUGCAUCUUUAGGGUCACCUCCUCCCUGCUGAGCUCCCCGCCUCGCACCUGCUCCCUCCUGAUCCUGGCCGAGAGCGAGACGGAGAAGAGGAAGUGGGUCGGCAUCCUGGAGGGUCUCCAGAGCAUCCUGAACAAGAACAGGCUGAAGAACCGGGUGGUGCACGUGCUGCAGGAGGCCUACGACAGCACGCUGCCCGCCAUCAAGUCCACCCUGUCUGCUGCUAUCAUAGACCGCGAGCGCAUUGCACUGGGCACGGAGGAGGGGCUGUACGUGGUGGAAGUCACUCGAGAUGUGAUUGUGCGGGCCGCAGACUGCAAGAAGGUGCAUCAGAUCGAGCUCAUCCCCAAAGAGAAGAUCGUGGUGCUGCUCUGCGGGCGCAACCGGCACGUGCAUCUGCACCCCUGGGCUGCGCUGGACGGAGCCGAGACCAACUUCGACAUCAAGCUGCCCGAGACCAAGGGCUGCCAGGCGCUGACCACGGGCAUCCUGCGCCAGGGCGGCCCCCCCUGCCUGCUGGUGGCGGUGAAGCGCCAGGUGUUGUGCUACGAGAUCUACAGGACCAAGCCCUACCACAAGAGGGUGUGGGAGGUGCAGGCUCCCGGCGUGGUGCAGUGGCUCGGCCAGCUCUGGGAGCGGCUGUGUGUGGGCUACCCCUCCGGUUUCUCCUUGCUCAGCGUGCAGGGGGAGGCGCCCCCCGUCGGCCUGGUCAGCCCCUCCGACCCCUCGCUGUCCUUCCUCAGCCAGCAGCCGCUGGACGCCCUGCACGCCCUGGAGGUCGGCUCGGGCGAGGCCCUCCUGUGCUUCAGCCAGCUGGGCGUGUACGUGGACACGCAGGGCCGCCGGUCGCGGACGCAGGAGCUCAUGUGGCCGGCCACUCCCCUGGCAUGCAGCUCCAGUUCCUCUUACCUGACCGUGUACAGCGACUAUGGGAUUGACGUCUUUGAUGUGAACACUCUGGAGUGGGUCCAGACGGUUUCUUUACGAAAGAUCCGGCCGUUAAACGUGGAGGGAACCCUGAACCUUCUGGGCUCGGAGCAGCCGAGACUCAUCUUUUUCAGCAACAGCUCCUCCUCAGAGGUGGCUGACCUGGCCAUCCCCGAAACCUCGGACAACAGCAGGAAGCUGAUGGUGCGCACGCGGAGCAAGAGGAAGUUCCUGUUCAAGGUGCCGGAGGAGGAGCGGCUUCAGCAGCGACGUGAGAUGCUGAGAGACCCUGAGCUGAGGUCAAAGAUGAUCUCCAACCCCACCAAUUUCAAUCACGUCGCUCACAUGGGCCCUGGGGAUGGCAUGCAAGUCCUCAUGGACCUCCCCCUGCAGAGUGAAUUUCCCUCCCCCUCAUCCUCUCGACACCAUGCUUUGAUAUCUCCUCCAACCAACUUUGAGCACGUCUAUCACAUGAGCCCUAUUUCUGCCGAAAUCUAUCUCCAGAAAGAGCCUUCCUCACUGCAAGGCCUGCCUCUGCUCUCCUCUUCUUCCUCCUCUCCUUCCACUACCUCCUUAGGAAGGAGCGUUCUUCCAUCAUCCCAGGAUGACCCAGCCCGGGACCGAGCGCGCCCCGUCUCCAGUAUCUCACGGCAGCAGAGGAGCAAGACGUACAUCACGCGGACCGCCUCAGGAGGCGGGGACUUUGGUGGGGCAGUAUCAUCCCGGAACAUCUCCGACCCCGACCCAGACUUUGAGAGAGAGCCUGACUCGGACUCCACCAAGCACUCGACCCCCUCGAACAGCUCGAACCCCAGCAGCCCCCCGAGCCCCAACUCCCCCCACCGCAGCCAGCUGACCCUGGACGGCCUGGACCACUCCACCUUCGACGCCUGAGCCCGCAGCCGGCCGCGGAGGGGACACGCGCACGCGCGCGCGACUGGAGCUUCACGCCGCUGCAGAAAGUGCCAAGAAUAGAUCCGCUCCCGCCCGGCCCUCGCUCCUUCGCUUCCUCGGCCGCCUGGGAGCCGCGCCGCCCCGCGAGAGGGCGCCCACGCCCCCUCCUCGUGCAAACCCCGCCCGCUUGCAGGCCGGGCUCCCCGCCGUGGCUUCGUCUCUGGACAGUCCGUGGAUCCCUGGUGUAGAAUAGGCUCCAGGAUGUGGACCGAAUCGUGGGUCUGUCUUCUAAAAAUCAUUGUGAAGCAUUUCUUUGUGUUGUUUUGUUCGUUUUAUUUCUAGCUGUGAAGAAGCUGCCAGUAAGUUUAGGUUCUAGGGGUUGGGGGGGGGGCUGGGCAGUGAGGCAGAGUGAGGAACCCACUCCAGCUGGUGGUCUCUCUCCUUGCCUGAGGCCAGGCUGACGGAGCUGUGUUCUCUGGAGCGGGGCAGGAGCGGGUAUUUUAAACUACAGGGUCAGAACCAAGUCUGUUGGGGUUAGAUAGGAGUGGAGAGUGUGACGCAGGUGGUCCUCUAAAUGGCCUGCGCGUGCCGAUCUGUUUUGUUUCUUAAGAACUUCACUAAGCAAGUUGUCUGGACUGCUGCUACGUCAGUGACAGCCGCUGAAGUGAUGGGGACCUUCGGCUCUUGGCAAAGAGGGAUAUUAAGAAUAAUGGCACGCCCUCAUUACAGUUCUUUUUUUUUCCCUCUGAAAAGCCGUUUUUUUAUUGUAUAGCGAACGUAUCAAGGUGUAAACAAAAGAUCAUGAAGAAUGCAAGGAAUGUUAAUUUUUUUUUUGUUCUGAAAACUUGUUAAAGUAUUGGGCACCACAGGAGGACUGAAUCUUGGCAGUAAGAGAUGCCUCUCUCCCCCCCCACACAAAGAGCUCUGAUCUGUCCUUCCUCCUUUCUUCUAGAAUGACUUCAGCUCUCCCGAUCUUUGCACUGUCUCCUUAAAAAAAAAAAAACUAGAUGCCAUUGUUGACUAUUCAGGGUUUAUGCAAUACCAGUAGGCACUAAUGUGAACAUUUCAGAGAGUAUUACGUUAAUCUUCUAAAUGUAGGUCUUUGCAAUAAUCUGCCAUGUAUAGAUGAAAACACUGCGAACUGAAAAAAGAAAUAAUUGCCCGACUUCUAGUAGUUAUUAUAAACACUUCCUAAAUAAAAAUAUACUUCACACGA